AUGGAAGGAAGAAAUCAAACUCCUGCUAAAGAAUUUAUCCUCCUGGGACUCUCAGAUGAGAGGGGGCUGCAGUCACUGCUCUUUUGGCUGUUCCUGUCCAUGUACCUCUUUACCUUCACUGGAAACCUGCUCAUUAUUCUGGCUAUUAUCACAGACUCCCACCUCCACACACCCAUGUACCUCUUCCUCACCAACCUGUCCUUUUCAGACAUGUGUUUCACCUCCACCACCAUCCCAAAGAUGCUGCUGAACAUCCAGACGCAGAGCAGAGUGAUCACCUACGCAGGCUGCCUCAGCCAGAUGUACUUUUACAUGCUUUUUGCAGAAUUAGGGAACUUACUAUUGACAGUGAUGGCCUAUGACCGGUUUGUGGCCAUCUGUCAUCGACUGCAGUACAUGGUCAUCAUGAACCCCAAGUUUUGCUGCAUCCUGCUUCUGGGAUCCUGGGUGUUGAGUGCUCUUCCAUAUCUAUUACAUGACUUAAUGGUUUUGCAACUCUCUUUUUGCACAGAGCUGGAAAUCCUGCACUUUUUCUGUGAACUGAAGCAGGUGAUCCAACUUGCUUGCUCUGAUACCUUCCUCAAUGACCUGGCCAUGUAUCUGACAAGUGGACUUCUGGGUGUUGUUCCACUCAUUGGCAUCCUCGCCUCUUACUUUAGAAUUAUAUCUUCCAUUUUGAGAAUUUCAUCAGUGAGUGGCAAGCAUAAAACAUUUUCCACAUGUGGGUCUCACCUCUCGGUGGUCUCUUCGUUCUAUGGUACAAGCCUUGGGGUGUAUCUUAGUUCUACUGCUUCCCAAAACUCUAGAGCAAAUAUAGCCUCAGUGAUGUUCACAGUGGUGACACCCAUCUUUCUCUUUGAUGUUGCCUGA
Messenger RNA from Suricata suricatta (meerkat), 870 nucleotides. RefSeq names its product olfactory receptor 7C1-like. Gene Ontology annotation, biological process: G protein-coupled receptor signaling pathway. Gene Ontology annotation, molecular function: G protein-coupled receptor activity; olfactory receptor activity. The coding region runs from base 1 to 870 and encodes 289 amino acids. Gene Ontology annotation, cellular component: membrane. The transcript has 2 exons. The record is from RefSeq and is a predicted model, not a curated record. Lineage: Eukaryota; Metazoa; Chordata; Mammalia; Carnivora; Herpestidae.